Messenger RNA from Cephus cinctus (wheat stem sawfly), 3394 nucleotides. RefSeq names its product F-box/WD repeat-containing protein 5 (gene Fbw5). The transcript has 9 exons. Gene Ontology annotation, cellular component: SCF ubiquitin ligase complex; Cul4-RING E3 ubiquitin ligase complex. The record is from RefSeq and is a predicted model, not a curated record. Lineage: Eukaryota; Metazoa; Arthropoda; Insecta; Hymenoptera; Cephidae. Gene Ontology annotation, biological process: protein ubiquitination. Gene Ontology annotation, molecular function: protein binding. The coding region runs from base 216 to 2252 and encodes 678 amino acids.
AGUUCAUUCUUGCGUAAUGAAAUAAGAAAACGUUUUUUCAAUAAUAUAAUUUUAUUUGAAGUGCAAUGAGAAAUAAUAAUGGUAAAUUUAGUUACACAAGUUGUCGCGUCAGCCUGUCACCUUACGGACAACUUUAGAAGUCUGCAUCGUUUCUUGUGUGCUCGUGCCUCUGACAGGUAUCAGCUGUUGCAGUAAACAAAGAGUCGCGCUGUGAAAUGGAUGCUGGUGCAAGUGCUGCGGAUAGUCGAUCGACAAGUCGCGAAAAUGUAUCCGAGAAAGAGAGUUUACACGUUGCCGAAGAGAAUGAGAACUGGUAUUACAUGCCUGAUUCUAUACUCCUGAGUAUUUUCCAGUAUCUCACACCUAGUGAACUGAUGACUGCUGGUAAGGUAUGCAGAUCCUGGAACAGAGUUUCACAAGAUGAGUUUCUAUGGAAAGACUUGUUUUACCAGACUUACAAAAUAGACCCUAAUGUUGGGAUUAUGCCAGGCAAAAAUUCUUGGCUUGGAGAAUUUAAAAGAUUGGCAUAUCAUACUCCUUUGUUGGAGACAGAGGUACUCAAGGAACACUCUCAUCAAGUGUUGCAUGUUAGCUUUUCGCAUAAUGGGAAAAUGUUUGCAACUUGUUCCAAGGAUGGAUAUAUAUUGGUGUGGGAUAGUCAAUAUCCCGUGACUAUUAAAUACCACCAUGACAUGAAGACAUUCAGCUGGAAGUACACACAGUUCUCUCAGUUUAAUUCAUCCGACACAUUACUUCUAGUGUCUGGUGUCCAUUUUGGUACUCCUCAUAGUACUUCAGGAGAAAUAGCUGUGUUUAGAGUAGCGCCCGGCUUCGAUCUUCAAUGCCGUGUCGUGAACAAGCCGUACGACAUAUUUGGCACGUGGUACAGUGAACGUCAUCUUCUUAGCGGUGAUCUACAUUGGCUUGCACACCUGGUCAGCACCAGUGUCCUGUGGCUGAAUAAGGCUAAUCAAGAAUCAGCCAGCGAGCACGUGCCUAUUAUGAAUCAACUGUAUCGGUUCUAUAACGGCAAUGCUUCCUCCAUAAGGGCAGUAAUGGUGGCUAAUUGUCUGUCGCCUGCUCCCACCGAAGCUGAGGAACCUCAGAGUCAACGUUCAACUUCCAAAGUUAGGGAGGAACGUGGGAAUCCAUUGAGUCACAGGGAUCUUUCAUCAGCAUCUUCUGCAAAUGCUCAACAGGCUCAAGAAAAACCUGAAGUUUUGCAUUACGCAUCGUCCAGAUUGCAGUACAGUACGUUAGAGGGUGGUUUUUUGAAUUGGAGAAGAUUGGGAGAUGGCUUUGAAUAUGCCAGUCCGAUACAAUACAAUGAAGAAUACAGGCAGGUAGAAAUGGAGAAGGAGACUGUAGACAGUGACAGUGAGAAUGAGAGUCCUCAGUGGGACGAAGAGAGUGAAUCUGGAGAGUCGUCUACUGCAGAGGAUUGUGAUUCUGAUGACUUAGCUGACAAUCCAGAGAAGUUUCUUAUAUUUACUACCGGUUCAAAAACUUAUACACCUCACCAAGUUGGAUUCAAAAGAAUCAAACCAGUGAAUUUCCCCAAGAGAUUAGACCCUGGACCUUCUUUGAGAGAGAGACUGGCGCAACGUGAACGAGAACGCGAAAGACAGAGUUCAGGUUCACCAAGACCUGAGCCUAAUUGGCUAGAUUAUGAUUCUGUUGUUGAUAAAUUUGACAAAGUUGAUCAUCUCAUUGACUUACAUGGUCAUAUAAUAGGAAUGGGACUGUCACCAGAUCAUAGAUAUCUCUAUGUUAACACAAGACCAUGGCCAAGAGGUUAUGUUAUAACAAACCCUCUACAACCACCACCUAUUGCCCAAGAAAUAGAUAUCCACGUUAUUGAUCUCGUGACUUUAAAACAAGUUGGAACAAUGUUAAGAGCCCACAAGGCAUACACUCCAAACAAUGAAUGUUUCUUCAUAUUCCUGGAUGUAUGCAAUGAAUAUGUGGCAAGUGGUGCUGAAGAUAAGCAUGGUUACCUGUGGGACCGACAUUACGGUGUGUGCUUGGCCAAGUUCCCACAUUGUGACGUGGUUAAUUCCGUGGCCUUUAACCCUCGUGACCCCGAAAUGCUCGUUACCACUAGUGACGACUAUACAGUUAAAGUAUGGCGUAGUAGAGCCAUGGUUAAAACACUUGGUUUGGACGAAAAUUCGUAUAGAAGAGGUAUGGAAGUCAGAAAGAGACGUGCUACAAGAGAGUUCAGUUCCAACAAAGUUCCAGCAUCCUUGUAACUAAUGAGAGAAACAAUCUUAUUUUAGGUGAUAAUACGGCAGAUUAUAAACUUUUGAUUGUGCUAGAAUCUGCCUACAUUUUAUUUUUUCGUAUUAUUAUUAUUAUUGGAUACUUACAACGUAAGUUUCUUUUUAUACAUAAGUUUUAUACACGAGUAUGAUAAGUUAGUACUCUUAGGUUUUCUAUCCGUUCUUACAUAUAUGUAAGAUAAAAUUUGGUUACGUGACAUCAUUCAAACACUAGUAAUUGGCGGCUUUCUUUCUUCUCUCUUUGUAUUUUAAAAAAUCAGCCGAGCGCAUUGCAUACGUACCGAUGUCUAAAGAUUUGAUAGUAAUGAUGAAUCAAUCGAUUCUGCACAACAGGGGAUGGAGGUUUUCUAAAUUUUGAAACUGGAUAAGGACACAAAAUUGUUAUGAUUAAAUACCACAUGAAUAUUAUGAAUUUCGGUAUCACUAAUCGAUUUGACUGCACUCUGGGAAAAUGGUCGUGCUGUGCAAUGAUUGUUAAGUUUUCUAAGCCUAUGAUUAUUUUUCAUAAAGUUUUAUCUCCCGUGGUAUAUACUUAUUUACCACCCUUUAGUUACUAUGAUGGUAUAUAAGUGCUAUACAUAUUUUUUUUAAUUAGAAACGUCAUCCUCCUAGAGUGAUAUCUAUUGCUGAUACAUGAUCCUUACAAUGGAAUUAUAUAUAUAUGGAGUGUUAAUGAUGUCUGGAUAUCUAUCAGUGUCUGAAUUCUUCCUGACAAAACAUUGUUAAAUCUUAGUUUUCUUUAGAAAAAAAUCCAGUACUUAAAAUUGAAGUGUGUUAAUGCACUUUAUGAAUUCUUAUGACUAUUAUAUCCUUGUAUUUGUUACUUAAACAUUGUUUUACUAUUUCUCAGUAGGAAUUCCUCAUCGCGAUGAUACCUGGAUGACGUGAUAUACUCUGUAUAUUUCAAUCACGUUUCGCAAUGUAGUUAACGUUUUGAUAAGAGUCUGUAAGACAGUCUAAUAGUAAUUAACUGUGUGUAUAAUUAUGAAAAAUUUCUAUUUAUUGGUUCUUUAAUUUUGCAUUCGGAGAUCAAUCUCGAAUGGCUAACGUUAUUGUACUUCAAAAAAAUGAUAAUAAAAGGGAGAAAAAUGAUGACUUAACGUUAAUUUUAA